AUGGCCCAGAGGAAGGUCAUUGCCUUGACCCACAGCAGAGAAAAGGAUCCAAAGCCAAGGCAGUGGAGGAAGUUGAAAGCAAUAUACAGGUACCAGCCAGGUCGGCUCUUGGUCUUCUUCAGCCUCCUCAUCCUCCUCUUGAUCACGCUUCAAGUCAUGGAGAAGCUGCAGCCUGCCAAAGUCUCCCAGUGCGAGCUGGAGCAUGCCCUGCAGCAGACCACUGACCACGGCCAGAAGCGGCUCCGCUAUGCCCUCCAGACCCCCAACCCACUGUGGGAGGACAAUUCCCCACACUGGCAGAGGAAAGCUGUGCCAGACCCCACUUCAACUGAGAGCACGCAGGACAUUUUUCAAAUGCAUCUGUCCCUCAGCCAGGAGACCCCACCAGAAAACAGCCCAGGCAGCCAAAAGGAGCACCGGAUGUGGCAGCCUAUGGAGAAGACCAAAAAGGUGAAAGCCCAUCUUUCAUCCAUGAGGCUGAAAUCUGAGCUUCCUGGCCUAAGGAAAGCAACCAGAGUAGGUUCUUCUGUAAGUCCUCUUGGGAGAAUCUCCACAGUUUUGGGAGAUACUGAUGCUGUCACCAGCAAGUUCAUAAUCUUAGCAAGCAGGUUGACCACAGAGGAGCACAGAACAUCAUCACCAGGAACAGUGCAGGUGGUGGUACAGACCCCGUCUCAGCCUCAACCCAUGGGUUUUCCCCAGCAUCAGUGGGGCAGCUCACUUAAACACACCAUGCCAAAUUCAGCUCAACCUCCACAGGCAGAGGAUUUUUACAAGACAGACCUGGUGAGGGGAAUUUUCCCAAGUUGGACAGAAGUCUCUAAGGUUGAGGGGAUGACACCUGGAGAAGGCCAGCAGGCCAGAGGGGUCUCCUCUCAAGGGGAGACAUGUGAGCCCAAGACUGACAUUGUUUUCCUUAAAGUCCACAAGAGCGCCAGCAGCACUGUCAUGAACAUCCUCUUCCGCUUCGGUGACACACACAACCUCACCUUUGCCUUCCCUGUUAGGGGUGGCAACCAGCUCUCCUACCCGCGCCACUUCUUGGCGACAUUUGUGAAGGGAUUCUCCCCCAGGAGCCCUCAGCGGUUCAACAUCCUCUGCCACCACAUGCGAUUCUUGCAGCCAGAGGUGCAGAAAGUGGUGUCCAGCUCAGCCAUCUACUUCUCCAUCCUGAGGAACCCUGUGCAGCUCAUGGAGUCCUCCUUUGUGUACUACAAGAGCACAUCAGCUUUCUCCCGUGCCCACAGCCUGGAGGAGUUCCUCAGCCAGCCCUACUACUACUACAACCCUGCAGACAGUGACAGCCACUAUGCCAGGAACCUCAUGACAUUUGACUUUGGCUUCAAUCCCGACGCAGAGGUCUCAGCCGAGCGGGUACAACUCAUGCUAAAGGCCAUCGAGGCGUCCUUUGACUUGCUCCUUAUCUCUGAGUACUUUGAUGAGUCCAUGGUGCUACUGAAGGAGAUGCUGUGCUGGGACCUGGACAGUGUCAUCGCCUUCCCACUCAACACCAGGGACAACAGCACCAAGUCUGCCCUCUCAGACACCAUCAUGGAGAAGAUAAAGGCCUGGAACAGGCUGGACUGGGAAAUCUACACCCACUUCAACAGGACCUUCUGGGAAAGGAUCGACCGAGACAUUGGCAGGGAGCGCAUGCAACAGGAAGUAAAAGCGCUUCGGGAGAGGCAGGCAGAGCUGGCGAGGACCUGCCUGCAAGGGAUGGGCAGCGUAGCCCCAAAGGACAUCAAGGACUCUUCUCUGCGGCCACUGCAGCAUGGCAACGCAAAGAUCUUGGGCUAUAACCUCAACCAGGGCUUGGAUAAAGAGACAGAGAGCAUGUGCCGGCGGCUGGUGACCCCGGAGCUGCAGUACAGCAGCACUCUCUACAAGAAGCAGUUUGCCCAGAAGCAUCCCCAGGCCCACCAGCCCACUCCCUUUCAGCAGGGCAAGGCCCUGCAGCACAGGCUGGAGGGCAUGCAACACUGAGUGUCCUUGUCCCCUCCAGGCAUCGUUUUCCAACUGCCUUUUCUGAGGACAGCAAGGCUAUUGCCUCCUGGGCUCGGGGGCUGCUUCUGCCCAUGAGAGCCUG
Messenger RNA from Phalacrocorax carbo (great cormorant), 2089 nucleotides. The record is from RefSeq and is a predicted model, not a curated record. Lineage: Eukaryota; Metazoa; Chordata; Aves; Suliformes; Phalacrocoracidae.